This is a messenger RNA of Dendronephthya gigantea, 794 nucleotides long. RefSeq names its product proteasome subunit beta type-3-like. The record is from RefSeq and is a predicted model, not a curated record. The transcript has a single exon. Lineage: Eukaryota; Metazoa; Cnidaria; Anthozoa; Malacalcyonacea; Nephtheidae. Gene Ontology annotation, cellular component: proteasome core complex, beta-subunit complex; proteasome core complex. Gene Ontology annotation, biological process: proteasome-mediated ubiquitin-dependent protein catabolic process. The coding region runs from base 90 to 707 and encodes 205 amino acids.
GAGCAUCACUCAGCACGCCGGACGCCAUCUUUGUACUUCAAAGUUUCUAAUUUUUGAACUUCUUGGUGUAAUUUCAACCACUAUUUGGGAUGAGUAUUUUGGAAUACAAUGGAGCUGCAAUCAUUGCAAUGCGUGGAAAAGAUUGCGUGGCGAUCGCCUCGGAUAAGCGGCUAGGAAUUCAAGCACAAACAGUGUCGUGUGAUUUCCAAAAGAUUUUUCAAAUGGGCCCUAAGCUCUUUGUUGGUCUCCCUGGUCUGGCUACCGACGUUCAGACGGUCUCAAACAGACUAAAGUUUCGUCUCAAUUUGUAUACACUCCGCGAGAACCGUGAUAUAAAGCCAGAAACGUUUAUGAACAUGGUCUCAAAUUUACUAUUUGAAAGAAGAUUUGGUCCAUAUUUUGUAGAGCCUGUUAUUGCUGGUUUAGAUCCAAAAACCAACGCUCCAUAUAUUGCUGGUAUGGAUCUCAUUGGCUGUCCUAUGGUCGCAGAAGAUUUCGUUGUUAGCGGUACAUGUUCCGAGCAGAUGUAUGGUAUGUGCGAGUCGCUAUGGCAACCUGAUUUGGCACCAGAUGAUCUGUUCGAGACCAUCUCACAAGCACUCAUGAAUGCGGUUGACCGUGAUGCCGUCAGUGGUUGGGGCGCUGUGGUUCAUGUUAUUGAAAAAGAUAAGAUUACAACGCGGCAUUUGAAGACAAGAAUGGACUAAUAUACUCACAACAUGAUUAGCAAUGCUUCGACGAAUUUCUGUAAAAUUCUGUGAACACAUAAGUUGUUAAUAGUGAACUCUUAUUAA